Molecule: messenger RNA, 1656 nt
Organism: Triticum urartu
Lineage: Eukaryota; Viridiplantae; Streptophyta; Magnoliopsida; Poales; Poaceae
Product: putative glycerol-3-phosphate acyltransferase 3
Biological process (GO): cutin biosynthetic process
Cellular component (GO): membrane
Molecular function (GO): phosphatase activity; glycerol-3-phosphate 2-O-acyltransferase activity
Source: RefSeq, a predicted model, not a curated record
AUGCCCAAGAAGCAGAGCCUCUGGCAGAGGCUCUUCUCCGCCGCCCUCGGAACUCGGCCUCCGAUCUCCCGCCGAGACACCGCCACCGCCACCGCCGUGACCGAAUCCGAAUCGACACCGCACCCUACCACGCUGCACCACCACGGCAGGUCCUCCCAUCCUUCCAUGGCAGAUAAGCUCGCCGCCGGGCAGACCCUCGUCCUCGACGUGGACGCCGGGCUCCUCCUCCCGUCGUCGGCCUCCCCCUUCCCCCACUUCAUGCUCGUGGCGCUGGAGGCCGGAGGGUACCUACGAGGACUCGUACUUCUCCUUCUCUACCCAAUCAUGUUCUGCAUGGGCGGCGACAGCGACGCCGCCGUGAGGAUGAUGGCCAUGGCGGCCUUCUGCGGGUUGCGCGCGGGCCCGUUCCUCGCUGGCCGCGCCGUGCUGCCCAAGUGGCUCAUGGACGACGUGGCCGCCGAAGGCUUUGAGACGAUGAGGGUGAGUGGUGCCGCCGGCGGGCGGAGGGUGUGCGUGGCGAGAAAGUUGCCGAGGCUGAUGGUAGAGGGGUUCCUGAGGGAGUACCUCGGCGCGGAGGCGGUCGUCGGGAAGGAGAUGAAGGUGCUCUGGGGGUUCUACACAGGUCUAAUGGAGGAGCAAGACAAGGUGAUGUUGGAGGAGGUGGAGAAGAUCAUGCUGGAGGGUAAUGAUGCCGUGGGAUUCUCUGGGUCGCUCGAGUUUCUCCAGCAUCCCCUCGCGCGCUGUUGCAAGAAUGUCUACCUCGUGACACGAGACGACAGAGCCACAUGGCAGGCGCUGCCGAGGAGCAUGUACCCCAAGGCCAUGGUGUUCCACGACGGCCGCCUCGCAUUCCGGCCGACGGCCGGCAGCACACUCGCCAUGUUCAUGUGGUUGCCAUUUGGUGUUGCCCUUGGAGCCGCCCGCCUCACCGUCGCACUCACCGUGCCAUAUCGAUAUUCCACACCGAUCCUGGCAUCCACCGGCAUGUCAUGGCGCCUAAAGGCCGGCGAGCGGCCGACACAGCUGGGCGCCGACGGUGAGCGAGGACGUCCGCGCGGGCAGCUGUAUGUGUGCAACCACCGCACGCUCAUCGACCCGGUGUACAUAUCGGUGGCGCUGGACCGACCGGUGCGGGCCGUGUCGUAUAGCCUCAGCCGCUUCUCGGAUCUCCUCUCGCCGAUCGGCCGCACCGUGCGGCUGGCACGAGACCGCGACGUUGACGCGGGCAUCAUGGGCCGCCUCCUGGACAGCGGCGACCUCCUCGUCGUCUCCCCCGAGGGCACCACCUGCCGGGAGCCGUACCUGCUCCGGUUCAGUCCGCUAUUCGCGGAGCUGAGCGACGACGUGGUACCCGUGGGCCUCGCCACCGAGACGGGCAUGUUCUACGCGACCACUGCGGGGGGACUCAAAUUCCUGGACUCGCUCUACUACAUGGUGAAUCCGAGGAUGUGCUACACGGUACAGUUUCUGGAGCGGGUGAGCACGUCGGCGGUCAGGGAGAGGAAGGUGCCGAGCACCGACAUGGCCAACCUCGUGCAGAGGAAGAUGGGGCAUGCGCUCGGAUACGGCUGCACCAUGUUCAACAGGAAGGACAAAUACCUCAUGCUUGCGGGCAACGACGGCAAGUGCUCCAUUGCUCCUGCAGUGAGGAGCUAG